AUCGCAUUCAUGAGCAAUAAAAAAAAGCACCCUCUUUCAUUGUUCGAUCAAACCCACCAUUUCCUCAAUGUAAUCCGUCCUCCAAAAGCGAGCCACUCCUCAGAAAACCUCAAGAAUAUAACAACAAAAGAGCAAACAAGAGAACCAGAUCUUGAUGGUGAAGUGCUUCAGCCUUGCAGCGAUAUGGAACCGAUGGUUUCGCUUCUCCUUUUCCCGGGCCGGCCUGAAAUCGACCACCACCGACCUCGGCGACGGCACCGUCAUGCACUGCUGGGUCCCCAAGACGUACAAGCCCAACAAGCCCAACUCGCUCCUCUUGCACGGCCUCGGAGCCAACGCGAUGUGGCAGUGGAACGAGUUCAUCUCGCCCUUCAUCGCUAGAUUCAACGUGUACGUGCCUGAUCUCUUGUUCUUCGGCGACUCCUACACGGCCCGGCCCGAGCGGACCGAGCAGUUUCAGGCUCAGUGCGUCGCAGGAGUCUUGGAGGCUCAGGCAGUGAGGAAGACGAACGUGGUGGGGAUAAGUUACGGCGGGUUCGUGGCGUAUAGCUUGGCGGCGCAGUUCCCGGAGAUGGUGGAGAAGUUGGUUCUGUGCUGUGCAGGGGUUUGUAUGGAGGAGAAGGACAUGGAGGAUGGUAUGUUUCAGGUGAAGAGUCUGGACGAGGCCCUGAGUUUCCUGUUACCGCAGACGCCGGAGAAGAUGAAGGAGAUGUUCGAGGUCGUCUUUUACAAACCGGCAACGAAAAUGCCCACUUGGAUUAUGAAGGAUUUCAUUGAUGUUAUGUGGAAGGAGUACCUUCAAGAAAGGACAGGGCUGGUCAAUGCCUUGUACAAAGAUAGGAAGAUGUCUAAUCUUCCCAAAAUAACUCAGCCAGCACUGAUAAUCUGGGGGGAAUAUGAUAAAGUCUUUCCAUUGGAAUUGGGUCACAGAUUAAAGAGGCAUAUGGAUGAUAACGGGCAGUUAGUGGUUAUAAAGGAUUGUGGUCAUGCGAUAAAUAAAGAGAAGCCAAAACAGAUGUACAAACACAUCAAGGCAUUCCUCAUCGAUCCACUCCUUUCACCUAAGAAGGAAAAUCAAACCAGUGGCCAGAAGGUGGACUGAGAGUCGGCAAUGAAUUCAUGAUUGAAUCAGGCUUCUGCAGCUUGCUUGUCCAAAUUUUAUAUAGGAUGUACAUAUAUAUGAUUAAUUUAAGCUGUGUAAUCAGAAGAAAAAUAGUUCAACAAAAUUGAAUUUAUGAAGAGUAGGGUCGAUAGUAUGGGGAAAUCUUCUUGUUUCCUUGAGAUAUUGUGGUACAGACCAAUUUUUCUGGUUCAUCAUGAAUUUUUCCAGAUAAGUGUUGCAACGUUUGCUUGUAAUGCUGUUUUCACGGUACACGAAGCAAAUUUAUGCCAUUAUGAUGAA
Molecule: messenger RNA, 1402 nt
Organism: Syzygium oleosum
Lineage: Eukaryota; Viridiplantae; Streptophyta; Magnoliopsida; Myrtales; Myrtaceae
Exons: 7
Coding region: 155-1102 (315 amino acids)
Molecular function (GO): catalytic activity
Source: RefSeq, a predicted model, not a curated record